AGAUUCAAUUUUUUAAACAUUAACCAGCACACCACAAGCAGGACGUGGAUCGUUUUACUUCGUAUCGAUUAUUAAUAAGCAGUCCCUACCAUCACUCCAUCAAAAUUCUCUCACCAAAAUUCUAGACUGCAUCAGCAAAUCCUCGAUAAUGAGUUCCGAUUCGACACCAAAUCCAUCAAACACAACCCAAACCCAAAUCCACCCCAAAGAAUCCAACUCUGAAACCGCCGCUGCUACUGAUGCAGCCGAGUAUGCUCCCUACCCGAAACUGGAGCCGGACGACGUCGCUCCAGUAGCCGAUACUUGGAGCUCCGCCCCCACUCACGCCGCCACCACCGGUUCAAACCCUUUCGUCUCCACCGAUCCUGUGCCCCCCUCUCCGAUCAAGAAUAAUGUGGAGAAGGUGAAGGAUGUGUUGGGUAAAUGGGGAAAGAAGGCUGCCGAAGCCUCUAAGAAGGCUGAAGACUUGGCUGGGAACAUGUGGCAGAACUUGAAAACAGGACCAAGUAUCACAGAUGCUGCUGUUGGAAGGAUAGCACGGGGCACCAAGGUUUUGGCAGAAGGUGGAUAUGAAAAGGUCUUUCAGAAUACAUUUGAAAAUGCCCCAGAAGAAAAGUUACUGAAGUAUUAUGGAUGCUACUUAUCUACUUCUGCGGGUCCUGUUGCUGGAGUAAUCUAUUUGUCAACUGCAAAAGUAGCAUUUUGCAGUGAUGAUCCUCUUUCAUACAAGGUUCCUGAAUCAGAGGAGGUUCGUUGGAGCUAUUACAAGGUGGUUAUCACGUUGCAGCAACUGAAAGCGGUUAAUGCUUCAACAAGCAAAACAAACCCAGUUGAGAAAUACAUCCAGAUCAUUUCUGUGGACAAUCACGAAUUCUGGUUCAUGGGAUUCGUGAACUACGAUAGUGCAGUGAAAAAUUUACAAGGUGCGUUGCAAGCUCAUCAGUCGUAACUAUUUUUCAAAGACUAUCGAAUAUCGUAUCGUGUGCUGUGUUUGGAGUCUUUGGAAGGCGAAUGUGGUUGAAGAUUGAUUUGUUGCAUAUAAGCCGUUAAGGUCAUGUUUGUGUACGUGCUAGCAGCAUUUCUUCAUUUGACGGAAUAAAUAGCAGAAUGUAAUGUGGUGUAAAUGAUUUUCCUCCUUGUUUCCCCACUAUCGGUUUUCUACUUCAAAAUAGUUCAUUGAAUUUUAUAAUAUCGUGAGGAAUCUGAUGAUGUAAUAUUGACAAUAGAUUGAUAUGGUUGUAUUUUAUAGACAAUAUUGUUCGUGUAUCAAUCGAAUUCUUUUUAUUUUAAUAUUA
Molecule: messenger RNA, 1295 nt
Organism: Salvia miltiorrhiza (redroot sage)
Lineage: Eukaryota; Viridiplantae; Streptophyta; Magnoliopsida; Lamiales; Lamiaceae
Product: GEM-like protein 1
Exons: 4
Coding region: 149-949 (266 amino acids)
Source: RefSeq, a predicted model, not a curated record